AUGUCUCCCCGUUCAGACACCUCUCCACCAAGAUUCGUAUGGCCCUUACGCCGGGUUUUCGCUCGUGCUUCGUUUUUGAAGAACGGUCCUGCUACAUCGUCUGCGACUGGUAUACCGUCUUCAUCGCAAGGCAAGCUAAGGGCGACUCCAGAACUCAGCGAACCCGCUCAGUUUAGCGAGUGGGAGGACGCUCUCCGCCACUACCAUAGGUCAACUGGCGUGGAUCUUUGUGAUCAGAGCCAAGAUCUCUACAGGAAACUGGUCGAUUGUUCCGGUUACGGUGCAAUCGUCGACAUACUCGUGAAGACCGCUGAGGACUUUCAUCAAUACCGCCAUCCUUCGUCUGGGAGUCUUCCCGUCAAGUUUCGUAGACUUUUGAAGCCUAUCAUACGUACCCUCAUUGGCUCUGGCGUCCUUGAUAUUGGCGGGGAGGUGGCAGCGUCAGCACCUGUACCUGGAGGGAAAGCGAUCAUCGUGGCGAUAGGCGUCCUCAUAAAGGCAACGCAAGGCGUGAGCGAACACUUUGACACCAUAGAGACGCUCUUGGAGCGAUUCGAGUUCUGCCUGAGGCGCUUGGAAGCACGGGGCGAUGUACCGCUGGAGCCGGCAUCGCAAGUUCUCGCUGUUAAGAUCCUGGUCGAAAUGCUACACACUCUGGCCAUUGUAACCCAGGCUAUGCGCGAAACACGUCUGCGCCACUUCGCAUCCGUCCUACUUGGCAAGAGCAAUACCAUCAUGGAUACUUCCCGGCGCCUCGAGUCUCUCGAGAUGCAAGAUACUCGUCUGACACUUGAUAGCGUAUACAGGGAGAUCUAUAGCCUCUCGCGCUCUCUCCACGACGUUCUAGAGGAGACGCUCACUCCGCUACGUGACCAGCUAGACACCAUAUCAAUCCGGAUUGCGGAACUGUCCGUGCACACACGAUCGAAUGCGGCUACGAUGACUAAUCUACAGUCCACGGCCAUUGCUAUGUCGAGCCCUACACAUUCGCAUGCUGCAGGCCUCCGAGGACCAGAAUCCUCCAAUGCUUUGACGAUUCAACACAGUGGACAGGCAGUUGGAACGGUAGAGAUAUGGCGCGUCUGUCUGGCGAUCACUUACAACAAUGCCAUCGCGAGUACCAGGACCUUGUCUAGCAACAUCCUAUCCGCUCUCAACGAGCUGCCCGCACAUGAUCGACAUAAUCUGAACAAGGGUCUCAACAUGAUCUCUACUGUUGCAGCCUUCGUCGCUGGUGUCAAUGUCAAGAGAGUUACAUCCGCUGUGGGGUCCCGUCACGGUGUGUUCGCGUCGGUAUUCCUUUCAAUGGCUAUGACCACUGUCGCCACCUAUUUCUACCGGAAAUACCUUCCCCGAGACCUUGGGCAGCCGCCUUCGAGCACUAUCCUCAUCAUCGACAUCCUCGGAGGUCACGCUGUGGUGCCUUUAGACAAGUACUCAUCGUGGCAGGACCUGCAUGGCCUUCUUCUGCAUCGCUUUACAGACAAGCCUGGCGUCGAGUAUGUGAGCUCGAGGUCAUAUGCUAUCACGGAUACGGUCAGAGAAUCAACGAUCAUCACACCCGAAACCUGGGGCACGUUUGUGCAGCCUGGGAUGACGCUGGAGAUGAGCGUCGUCAUCCGCCAAUCAUCCCUCUGCCUUUGCUGUCCUUACUGUAACAUCACGGAUAUUCGACCUGUGGACUGCGAGUUCAUUCACUGUUGGAGCUGCACACGGCCCUACAGAAUAUCCAGCGCAACUGAGUUCAUAGAUGGCGACGGUUCCAGUCACGACGACAGAUUUCCAUCCCCCCGCGAGCCAUCGUACGACGCCACUACUCCAGAUUGGGCACCUUCUUCGGACUUCAACCUUGAUUCGGGAGUCGCAUCGGGCGAGAGAGAGAACGUCGAUGACAGCGAGUCUAUGCAUAACACAGACUCGCAACCUACAAUGGACAUGUCUCUAUUCCGCAGGAUCAUGGUCGAAAUUGCAUCGAACAUGGCCUUCGCGGACAACGACACGCCAUUUACGGGUGGCAUGCCCUCUACGGAGACUCUACUCUCGACAUCCGUUUAUGGUGUCCAGUCCGACCGCUGGCAGUUGAACGACGAUGUAGACGAUUUCGUAUAUACGCCUCCGGGCCCAACGCCGAUAUUCAUUUUUCCAUCCCCGCGCGAUCUGGAAGGUGUGGGACGCGACGGGGCGAUAGACCCGGCUAUUGCGAGCGCUGCACACGACCAGAUUGCCAGGAUGAAGGCAACCUUCGAACCGCACCUUAUGGAGGAUCUCAAGUACGUCGAUCCGCCUAUCGAGGUGGACGAAUGGGCGAUUCUGCUUGAACGUGGAGCGCUUAUGACGUCGGAAAUCGAGCGGAGGUUCCCAACGUUCAUCGUAUACACUCGGGACCCGAAUGCACCCUCAAAACUAGAGCUCAUCCACAGUAAGUGUGUCAGCCGGAUUAUGACCUUUGAGCUCCAGAGGAAGCUGGCAACACAGCACCCACCUCGCUUCAUCAUUGAUCUGAAUAUGCUGAGGGGGUUCAUUCAGAACUGGUCGAAUCUGCUGACCAUGAUGAGGAACAGGAGUGCAGCUGUUAGGUUGGAGUUUCAGGCCAUGCAUGAUGCCAAAGCGAGUCCGAUAUUCAGUCAGCAUCGGGAAGAUACGUACGCUACGGCCGCUACCUAA
Molecule: messenger RNA, 2664 nt
Organism: Peniophora sp. CBMAI 1063
Lineage: Eukaryota; Fungi; Basidiomycota; Agaricomycetes; Russulales; Peniophoraceae
Source: the annotation of a GenBank genome assembly